GCUGUGCAACACAAAUCGAGUGCAGUUUCAGCCAAUCGGAGUGUAUUCACGUGGCCCAGCCAACCACUCAACCAGCCCGCAGCCCAACAACUACUCCAACAAGAAUUGUUUUGAAAACAGCCCUUUAGUCCCAGGGAGAGACCCUUUCGCGUUCUGGUGAACACGGGAAAGAAGGCAUGAAACAAAUUGCGGUGCUCUAUUUGCUGGUCGGCCUGGUGGGCCUUUCCGCCCAGCAAGGCCGGGUGGCACCUGGAGUUCCACCACAGCAGUACCAGCAACCUCAGUAUCACCAGCAGCCGCCGCCGCCGCCGCAGUACCAGCAAGUGCCUGUGCACCAGCAGCAGCAGGUGCCGGUGCCGCAGCACCACCCUCAACACCACGUGCCGCAGCAACAAGUUCCCGUCCAACAUCACCAGCAGAUGCCGCAGCAGGUGCCGGUGCAACACCAGGUACCAGUGCAGCAGCACCAGGUGCCGGUCGCCCAGCAGCAACACCAGUACGGACAGCCUCAGGUGCCGGUGCACCACGCCGCCGCUCCACAACAGAUCCUCAAUGUCGCUCACAUGGCGCAGGAGAAAGAGCACUUGAAAGAGCACCUCCACGUACCGGUUGACACGAACAACAUGAGCGAACAAGAACUGCAGUUUCACUAUUUCAAAAUGCACGACGCUGACAACAAUAACAAAUUGGACGGCUGUGAACUCAUCAAAUCUCUAAUUCAUUGGCAUGAACAGGGUCAUCAACACGAGUCACCAGGUGUGCCGCCGCCGCCUGAGCAGGCGCAGAAAAUCUUCGAUGACCAAGAACUGAUCAACCUGAUCGACCCGAUCUUGUCCAUGGACGACUCGAACCGCGACGGAUACAUCGACUAUCCAGAAUUCGUGCAGGCGCAACACAAAGCAUCCGCGACCACCCAAGUCAAAGCUUAAACUGUGUCUUGUUGACUGCGAAAAUGUGUUUCAAUACGUGAUCUGAAAGUCGCUAGUUGUGGAAAGUCUGAUCGAAAAAUUCAUCCUGUGCCGCCACAGAUCUGAUCCAUCUACCCUGACACCUCCCAAAUAGAUAUAUUUUUGUUCACUGUUAUGUUGUCCAUCCGUGGCUAUUGUUGUAGUACAUUUUUAUUUUUAAAACAAUUCACUUCCAGUUGCUCACUCUGAUCACUUAAACGCCAUGUCGACCUUUACCGAUGAUGAUUUGCAAGCUGCACUGGAUAUGAUGCUGCAAGCCUCGGACAAAGACAACGACGGAUUUCUGACUUACGCCGAGUACACAAGGAGUUUGGGAGGUG
Molecule: messenger RNA, 1288 nt
Organism: Cloeon dipterum
Lineage: Eukaryota; Metazoa; Arthropoda; Insecta; Ephemeroptera; Baetidae
Product: multiple coagulation factor deficiency protein 2 homolog
Exons: 4
Coding region: 177-929 (250 amino acids)
Molecular function (GO): calcium ion binding
Source: RefSeq, a predicted model, not a curated record